Molecule: messenger RNA, 2087 nt
Organism: Propithecus coquereli (Coquerel's sifaka)
Lineage: Eukaryota; Metazoa; Chordata; Mammalia; Primates; Indriidae
Gene: TRMT61A
Product: tRNA methyltransferase 61A
Exons: 5
Coding region: 84-869 (261 amino acids)
Biological process (GO): tRNA methylation
Cellular component (GO): tRNA (m1A) methyltransferase complex; nucleus
Source: RefSeq, a predicted model, not a curated record
CGCCGCCGCGCGUCGCGGCGCCACGUGUGGAGCCCGGCAGCAAGAGCGUCGCGGGUCCCUGGCACUUGCCAGACAAAAGCACCAUGAGUUUCGUGGCGUAUGAGGAGCUGAUCAAGGAAGGUGACACAGCCAUCUUGUCAUUGGGCCAUGGUGCAAUGGUGGCAGUACGUGUGCAGCGUGGGGCACAGACCCAGACCCGGCAUGGUGUUCUGCGGCACUCAGUUGACCUCAUCGGCCGCCCCUUUGGCUCCAAGAUCCUGUACUCCACUGACAUCGCCCUGCUCACCAUGAUGCUGGAGCUUCGGCCCGGCUCUGUGGUCUGUGAGUCCGGCACCGGCAGCGGCUCCGUGUCCCAUGCCAUCAUCCGCACCAUUGCUCCCACGGGCCACCUGCACACAGUGGAGUUCCACCAGCAGCGGGCAGAGAAGGCUCGGGAGGAGUUCCAGGAGCACCGCGUGGGCCGCUGGGUAACUGUGCACACCCAGGACGUGUGCCGCAGCGGCUUCGGCGUGAGCCACGAGGCCGACGCCGUCUUCCUGGACAUUCCGUCACCGUGGGAGGCUGUGGGCCAUGCCUGGGAUGCCCUCAAGGUCGAAGGUGGGCGCUUCUGCUCCUUCUCGCCAUGCAUCGAGCAGGUGCAGCGCACGUGCCAGGCACUGGCGGCCUGUGGCUUCACGGAGCUGAGCACCCUGGAGGUGCUGCCGCAGGUCUACAACGUACGCACCGUCAGCCUGCCCCUGCCAGACCUGGGUGCCGGCACAGCCACCCCUGCCAGCUCUGACGCCGGCCCCUUCCGCAGCGGCACGCCCAUGAAGGAGGCCGUGGGCCACACUGGCUACCUGACCUUUGCCACCAAGACCCCGGGCUAGUGGCUGCUGCCUGGGAGCAUGAGGGAGCUGGGAGCACUGUGGGGCCCAGGCAGGGAGGCCAGAGACCACCUUAUAUGGUCAGGGGACGCCUGCUGGUGCCUGCGGUUUAGAAACAGACGGCGGGGCGGGGCUUGGGGGCCUCCUGGGUGGCUGAGUGGUGGAGGAGCAUCGGCCUGUCCUACUGCCUGCGCCUGCGUCACUGCCAAGCUCAGCGGCCUGGUCCUCGCUGCUGUUUGUUGCCAACGUGAAGUCUGCACUGCCACGGGCUCUCCUAGGUGUUGAGGCCCAGGAGGCGGGGUCCGAGCUCCUCCCCAGGUGGCCCAAGCAGGCAGGCGGUGGAGGAGGGCAGAGGCCCUGCUACAUCUGACCCCAGGGCUCUGGCCAUCCCCAGUGUUUAUGGGCCGGCUUGUCGGUCCCUGGGCCAAGGCUCCAGUGCUGGUGGUCCCAGGGCAUGGCCGGAAGCUGGGGUGGGGCUGACCAGAGAGCCCUGCCCUGCCCCUCUGUUCUCCCCAGUGCUUCUGGGGACCGGGGAAGGUGACCCAGCCUCUCGCCUCCAGGCUGACCCCACAGCAUUGGACACCGCCUAGGUCUAGUAUGUUCCCUCGUGUCCAAGGGGCAGGGGGCAGCCCCUGCCUGGCCACGCCCCUUGACGUGUCAUCAGUGAGGUCAUGUGUCACACAGAGGAACAGAGCAGGACAGUUAGUUAUUUGCUUUGAAUGAUCCAGGAAGUCCGUGUUGGAGCUGGGAUUUGGACCAGCCUGUGAAUCCCAGACCUACACGGGCACCCCUGCCUCUCACAGGAGCCCCGGCCCUGGAGGCCCCAGAUAGGGACAGCAGUGCAGGUGCGAGAGGCGGGUGUAUCCAGGCCAGCUCCCAGAGACGGCACCUUGGUCGCCACCACUGGAAGGCAGAGGGACUGUUUCCUGAGGGGAGGACACGGGAUGCUUAGGCUGGGGGCACUCAUCACUUGCUCUGCUGCGUGGCCCUGGGCCUGGCUGCCCUCUGGUGCGCAGCGGUAUCCCGGGAGGACCAGCACCAGUGUCAGGCCAUGAGGCUUCCCUGCAGCUGUCACUGGUGCACGGAGGGCCUGUGUGCCUGCCUAGGUAGCCAGCAGCUGUUGGGGGCCUCAGUUUCCCCUGUGCUGGGGAGGGAGCCUUGGCAGCUCCCCGUGUGGGCACGGGGUUGGCCCUCGAGUACAGCUGACAACAAUAAAUGUGC